AUGGCGACGUCUCGCGUGCUCUGUUUCGACCCUGAGGGGCGUGCGAUCGACUUUAGUACCUGGCUGACGCAGGCCCAGCGCCACCUUAGGAGCCAGCGCCAGGAUGGCGUGCACCUGUUUGCGCAUGCGUCCGGUGCUCUGCCCGCCCCGCCGCAGCCUUCACCGCUGCCCACUUCCCCACCGCCUACUUCCGAGCAGGAGGCUGAGUACCAGCGCCGGUUCCUCGCUCGUGACGUGUGGGAGUCUCGUGACGCUGCUGCCUGCCUCGCCCUGACCGACCUUCUCCCGCCAACUGAGGCUGUCCACUUCACUCAGGUCGAGUCUGCUGCAGACCUUUACACUGCUAUUGUUGCUCGCUACUCCACUCCCUCCUCUGCCUCCCUCAGCCGCCUCCUCGUCCCCUUUAUCUACCCUGACCUCGCCUCCUUUGAGACUAGUAACCUCCUCGCUGUUGCCUCCGCCUCUUCCGCGCCUCCUCCUCGUCUCUUUGAGGGGUGUGCGGUACCACAGCUUCCCACCUUCACUGCCUCGCUUGCCACUGCCGCGUCUUCUGCCUCUGAGGAGACGGCGGCCGUUUCUGUCUCUGGCGGACAGAAACGUGGCAAGUCCGGCAAGAAGGGAGGGAAGGGCGGCGGGGGUGUUGCGGGUGGCGGCGGUGGCGGUAGUACUAGUGGCGGGGGUGGCGGCGGGGGUGACUCGGGACCUGACGGCUCUCCUCUAGCCGGUGGUGAGGGGUUUUUCGCAGCAGCAGCAGCAGCAGACUCCUCCGCAGCUGCCACCGCCUGGACAGCAGCAGCGGCAGGGACAGCAGCAGCAGCGCCAGGGCCAACAGCAGUGUUCGCCUCAGCAGCAGCUCCAGCAGUGGGGCACUCUGCAGCAGUGGGGCACUCAGCAGGAGUGGGGCCCUUCGCAGCAGUGGGCCCCCCCGCAGCAGUGGAGACCUACGGGCCCCCCGAGCACUGGGCGCAGGGCACGUACUGCGGCCGCCCCUACCACUCUGCUGCACGCUGCUUCAGCCGUCUUGACGACCUGUACGUCCUGCACCACGGUCCCUCCGCUCCCCCGCCACCGCGCUGGGGACCACUCCUUGCUCGUGGUGUUGCUGUGUUUGAUAUGUCUAUGGAUGAUGCUAGACAGCACGUCGGGGUCUGGUUUGAGCCUUCGGGUGACACUGCAGUCUGUGUGGACGGUGACACGUACGCCCCUCUGGCCACUUUUCGUCAGGAGCCGGGCUCUGGUCUGUACACCCUCCACACCGACACCCGUCCGGUUCCCCCGUCCCACCAGGUAGCCAGGUCCAGUCAGGUAGCUGUGCCAGGUCUAGUGGCUGCGUCGUGCUCGAGUCGGUCGCUGUCCCACCCUGCCCUCCUCUGGCACCACCGCCUUGGUCACCCGUCCCUCUCUCGUCUCCGCGCUAUGUCCAGUCAGCGUCUUGUCUUUGGCCUUCCCCGCGACCUCCCGCCGCUCCCGCCGUCCCCCGCUCCUCCGUGCGGUCCUUGUGUCCAGGGUCGGCUGCGCGCCACUCCUCACUCCUCCUCCCUUCGUCCAGCCUCCGAGCCCUUUGAGACACUCCACUUAGACGUCUGGGGCCCUGCUCCCCGGCUUGGACCUGAGCGAGAGAGCUUCUUCCUAGUGGUCGUUGACGACUACUCUCGGUACACCACCGUGUUCCCUUUGGCGAAGAAGUCCGACGUGACUUCUACGCUGAUCCGGUGGCUGCUCGCCACCGAGAGUACUCGUCGUCGUCGUGUCAGUUGUCUCCACUCCGACCGUGGGGGUGAGUUUCGCUCCGGCAUUCUCGCCAGAUUCUGUGCUGAGCAGGGCAUCACCCAGUCCUGGACUCUUCCAGACUCUCCACAGCAGAAUGGGGUUGCUGAGCGCCGGCUAGGCCUGGUCAUGGAGAUUGCCCGCACCUCCAUGAUCCACGCCCGCGCGCCCCAUUUUCUGUGGCCCUACGCGGCUCGGUACGCCGCUCACCAGCUGAACCUCUGGCCUCGCGUCUCUAGGCCAAAGGCUUCACCGACAAGUCUUUGGACAGGGUCCCCUAGUGUUGCGUCGAGGUUUAGUGUCUGGGGCUGCUUGGCGCUUGUCCGCGACACCUCUGCGGACAAGCUCUCACCUCGCGGCGUCCCCUGUGUCUUCCUUGGUUUCCGUGAGGCCUCCUCUGACUUCACCUUUUACCACCCUCCCUCCCACCGGUUCUUUGACUCUCGUGACGUCAGUUUCGACGAGUCCGUCCCCUACUACGUCCGGUACCCCUGUCAAGGUCUCCCGGUUCCCCCCCCUCCCCUCUUCCUCGCCCCAGCUCCUCCUCCUCCCGCUCCCUCUCCUCCGGUACCCCCCCCGGUUCCCGCUCCUCGUCCUCACAGCCUCCGCAGCAGCCGUCGGCGCUUCCUCUCCCGACUACUACGGACUCUGAGGGUGUUGGUGCUCGAGGUGAGGGCUCUGGCGGUGCCGGUUCUGGGGGUGUUGGAGUUGGAGCUGAGUUUGCACCUGCCGCAGCUGCACGUCCCGAGCGUGUUGGAGUCGGUGGUGGUGCUGGAGCUGGUGGUGUUUCUGGAGCUGGAGAGUCUGGGGCUGGUGCUGGUGCCACUGGCGGCGCCACGACUGGGGGUGCGGGUACACCUCCUACAGGUACUGGUCGUGCUGCCGCAGAGGGUCCUCGCUCUGGGGGUGCUCAGCUGGGUCCUGUCGAGGGUGGAGCCGGUUCUUCUUCGUCGUCUCCUGACACCACUCCUCCUCCUCACCCCUACCCGACUCGUUACCAUGCCCUUCGUCUUCUAG
This is a messenger RNA of Closterium sp. NIES-65, 2784 nucleotides long. The record is from the annotation of a GenBank genome assembly. NCBI's taxonomy places the organism in Eukaryota, Viridiplantae, Streptophyta, Zygnematophyceae, Desmidiales, Closteriaceae.